AACCCGGGCAUCGCACGGGGUACAAAACUAGUAUCAUAUGAUUUUAAAAAACAAAAAACCAAAAAAUAAAAAACCACUGUGAUGCCAAACGAUCCCUUAUAUUACUCCGUAUUAAUUAACAAGAGAUUUAUAUUAAUGAAGUAUCAACUCUACAUUUUGUACAACAUAGUCACAAUGUAAGAAUUUUCUCAUAUUCAAAAUGAUUCUUAUUUGAAAAAUUUUGAACUUAGGAUAAGUCCUUCAAAUCAGCUUAUCAUGAUCCUUGUUCAAGAUCCCCUCAAAAAAAAAAUGAUCCUUGUUCAAGAAACUUCAUUUAAGAUAGGAGUAUCUAAAAAUCCAAAUAAUUAUGUGGAAUACUUAGGGCCUGUUCUAAUAGACCGAAAUCAGAUGAACUGAACUGAAUUGAAAUGAAUAUUUUAUAAGAGAAGAGAAUUAGGGGCUGAACUGAACUGAGCUGAAAUGAAAAUAAACGUAUGAAAACAGAUCCUUAGUAAAUAAAUAUACGGAGUAAGAUUUAAAAAAAAAUUACCAUCUUCGGAUCUUCCCUCUACAUUUAUCUAAUUACCUUGCAUUUCCUUCCCCUAUAAACUUCUACAUUCCUUCCCCUAUACACUUUCCUCUAAACAAUUUAUUUUUCCCGCCUUAAUCUAAAUCCCGCCCUUCAUCAACGGUCCAUAUCUUCCAAUACAAUUCACGAAAAGUACGUUUUUUUAUAAUUUUCGAGCUAAAUUAUAACUUUUUUACCGCUUCUUUUUUAUUUUUAUUAUCUGCCCAACCUUUGUUCUCUCUUUCACUUCUAAAAAAAAUCCCCAAUUUAUCAAAAACCCUAAAUUUUUUCUUCAAUUUCUGCUUCUAAAUCCACCAUCUUGCUACUCAAAAUCCAAAAUAACAGCGAUUUUCGGCUUGUAACGUCGGAAUUUUCGCUGGCAUUUCAUUUUUCCGAUAGUGUCGCCGGCGGAUCAUCGGAGUUUUCUGUUUCCCGGCGAGUUUGGUGGUUUUGGUUGUCAUAUUUCAACUUCAUUUGUAAGUUGAAGUUUUUCCGGCGACGAUUUGUGGAAGAGACCCGGCGGUGAUUGGAGCACCGGUGUUAUCUGCGGCGGUGAUUUUCAUCGCCGGCGGUAGUCGAAGUACAGGUGUCAGUUGCGGUGGUUGUCGUUGUUCUAGUUGGUGGUAGUUCAGUUCAGGGUUAGGUUUUAGGAGAGAGAAUGUUUGAUAGUGAGGGAAGUGAUGAUUUUGAAUGCGAUGAUUGUUGUAUGGAUGUUGUGCCUAAAGAGGUUCAGGUUGGUGGCUCCCCGAAAUACAAGGUUGAAAAAAAGCUGGGAAAGGGGGGAUUUGGUCAAGUUUAUGUUGGUCGCCGAGUGUCUUCUAUUGCAGAUAUGCACAAAGGCCCUGAUGCUGUGGAGGUAGCCUUGAAGUUUGAACGCAAAUAUAGCAAAGGAUGUCUUAAUGGUCCUCCGGCUGAGUGGCAGGUGUACAAUAAAUUGAGUGGAAGCCAUGGUGUACCACGAGUACAUUACAAGGGAUCUCAAGGUGACUACUACAUCAUGGUCAUGGAUAUGCUUGGACCUAGUCUAUGGGAUACUUGGAAUAAUAAGAGCCAAACAGUGUCAACUUCAAUGGCUGCAUGCAUUGCGGUUGAAGCAAUUUCUAUAUUGAAAAACAUUCACAGUAAAGGUUAUGUCCAUGGAGAUGUGAAGCCUGAGAAUUUUCUGCUGGGUUCUCCAGGGACACCUGAUGAGAAGAAGUUAUUUCUGGCAGAUCUUGGAUUAGCAACAAAAUGGCAAAUUUCUAGAGGUCUACAUGUUGGGUAUGACCAGAGGCCAGAUGCAUUUAGGGGAACUGUCCGAUAUGCUAGUGUCCAUGCUCAUUUGGGGAGAACUAGCAGCAGAAGAGAUGAUCUAGAAUCUCUGGCUUAUACCCUUAUUUUCCUCAUCCGCGGUUCUCUCCCAUGGCAAGGUUUUCAGGGAAACAAUAAGAAUUUUCUCGUCUGCAAGAAGAAAAUGGCAACAUCUCUGGAAGGGAUUUGUACUUCAUGUCCAAAGCCAUUCCAAGAAUUUCUUGAGCAUGUGGUAAAUUUGAAGUUUGAUGAGGACCCCAAUUAUGCAAAAUAUAUUUCUCUCUUUGACAAGAUUGUUGAUUCCAAACCUGAUGCAAGGCCAAUAAAUAUUGAUGGUGCACAAAAGUGUCAGGCUGGUCAAAAAAGAGGUCGGUUUACUAUUGACAAUGAGGAUGAGGAUGAAGAUGAACAGGUCAAAAAGAAAGUUCGGUUGGGGAAGCCUGCAGUGCAGUGGAUCAGUGUUUAUGAUCCUCGACGCCCUCUGAAGCAAAGGUAUCACUAUAAUGUUGCAGAUGCGAGGGUCGACUCCCAUAUUGAGAAAGGAUAUAAUGAUGGUAUUUUUAUCACUAGUUUGACAUCAAGUGAUAAUCUGUGGGCCCUUAUCAUGGAUUCUGGUAGUGGAUUUAGCGCUCAAGUUUAUUCACGCUCUCCAGUUUUCUUCAACAAGGAUUGGAUAAUGGAGAUGUGGGAGAAGAAUUAUUUUAUUUCUGCAGCUGCAGGAACGGGAUCUGGACAGUCAUUGAUUGUUAUGUCAAAAGGAACCCAAUUCUCACAGCAAUCAUAUAAAGUCAGCGAUUUAUUUCCAUACAAGUGGAUUGCUAAGAAGUGGAGGGAAGGCUUCUAUAUUACCUCCAUGGCAACUGCUGGAAGUAGAUGGGGAAUUGUAAUGUCUCGCUGUUCAUUAUAUACAAGACAGGUUGUCGAAUUAGAUUUUCUCUACCCAAGUGAAGGUAUACACAAGAGAUGGGAAGAAGGGUAUCGUAUCACGGCUGCUGCAGGAACUCCAGACCAGUCUGCUUUUGCUCUUAGUAUUCCUAAACGAAUAAGGAGGGAUCAGUCUCAAGAGACUCUUCGAACAUCCACUUUCCCUUCCACCCAUGUUAAGGAAAAGUGGGACAAAAACUUGUACAUCUCUACCCUUUGUUAUGGUAGGACAGUUUCGUGAGGCUGCAGUGAUAAGGAUCCUUAUUAAAUUGAUGCUAACCGCCUAACGAAUCAAUUAAGAGUAGACAUUUUGAUGGGUAACACAAUCACAAUCAAGUUAAUUCAAGAAUAUAGAGAUUAUCGCGAGCCCUCAGAAGGGUUCUCAUUUUGUACAGGUUCUCCAAGUAGCUAGUUAUCUGUAUGUAUGAAACAACAAAUUGGUAAAGUUAUCCUUUUGUAGGCCGUUCUCCAUCUCUUUGCAAAAGGUGAUUGUAUAUUUAGUAUCUAUUGCAUGUUCUAUUGAUCCGUAAAAUUGUUCAUGACAUGCAUAAUUGCUUAUCAUGCACUUAAAUCAAGUGUUAUUCAAGAGUUAAUAAAUUCUUGUGAGCCUGUGAAAGGGUUCUUUUUGUA
Molecule: messenger RNA, 3391 nt
Organism: Chenopodium quinoa (quinoa)
Lineage: Eukaryota; Viridiplantae; Streptophyta; Magnoliopsida; Caryophyllales; Amaranthaceae
Product: casein kinase 1-like protein HD16
Exons: 16
Coding region: 1206-3002 (598 amino acids)
Biological process (GO): peptidyl-serine phosphorylation; signal transduction; endocytosis
Cellular component (GO): cytoplasm; nucleus
Molecular function (GO): ATP binding; protein serine/threonine kinase activity
Source: RefSeq, a predicted model, not a curated record